Messenger RNA from Aspergillus caelatus, 937 nucleotides. RefSeq lists its product as uncharacterized. The coding region runs from base 276 to 461 and encodes 61 amino acids. The transcript has a single exon. The record is from RefSeq and is a predicted model, not a curated record. Lineage: Eukaryota; Fungi; Ascomycota; Eurotiomycetes; Eurotiales; Aspergillaceae.
UAGAACUUUUCUAAAUGGGUUUGUGCAGGGCAGAAGUCAUGUUCGAAGUCGGAUAUGCUGUUUAACCCUUCCUUUGGUCCCUUGAUACGACCGUCCCGUGAUACUACGCUGGCACGUGCCGAAGACCGCCUUCCACCGGUUUAGGUAAACAGCAAAUCACGAGCACCGCGAAAGGAAUCUUCCGCGAGCAUGUCCAGAAUCCUCUCCUCCACCGCAACGUGGAAUAUGCGCCGACAUAGAUCCUCCCGGUAGCUAGUGAAACCAAAGACGAGGACAUGCAGCGUAUAGGAGUCGCCAAAUUCGUUCAAGAUGUCAUCAUUCACGGCAAGGAGGAGAAACCCAUGGGUCCGAUCGUCCCUCUCGUGGGGGUCACCAAUGUAGACCUCGGGAUCUUAUCAAAUCAUGGCAGGCGGCUUACUACGGGGUUGCGGGGGAAAGGAUUGGCGGGUGAUCGUGUUUAGAGUUGCAUUGAGAGACGGCAACUGAACGAGCGCCUUUCGAAUGCCGACCGGACGUUAUCCGUAUACGCCCUUUCACUAUGGAUGGUAACACGGCGUACUUAGGGCAAAGGUUGAUUUAUUCUAGGCUGAAAGGAGCAGCAAGUAUAGGAAUCAAUGAGUAUAGGGGAGAAUAGGCAACCGAGAAUUUCCGAACUGCUUCUUCAAGGUAGCCGAAAAAUUGCAACUACCACCAAAGAGCUAGAAACACGAAGCAAUCUUUUGGGUGCCCGAGCCGGAAGAAUCGAAUCAUUUGGCCUUAUCAUGAGAUUUGUCGAUGUUUAGUAUCAAAUCGAUCACGGGUGAUGCCUGAAGAUGACCGGACGUGGAAUAGCGUCCGGAUCAUCCUACCUGACGGCCUGACUGCCUGAGGUUUGUUGUUUGUUCUGCCCCUCUGUUGGUAUGACGUGCCUUUUUUCCUCUUCUUCUUCGCUUGUUCU